AAAAUGAAUUCAUUAAUUAAAAUAAUGCAAGGAGCGUUAAACGCUUUAAACAUAAUGCACAAUAACCGAUGGAUCGAAAGUAAACAAGAUGCUUUAUUCAGUUGUAUGUUUUCUACUGUACAAAAAAAUCAUGAAAAUAUAAAAGAAUAUCCUUUUAUAACAAUAACAUUGGAAUCUUCAAUGUCUACUUUUAUUAGGAAUCAAUUUUUAAUUGAUAGUGGAAGUAAACAUUGUAAAUAUACUUUUUAUAAUGAGGAUGAUUUGUGGCAAGAAUGGAAUAAAGAAUAUGAAACUAUGACGAGCAAAGGAUGUAAACUUCCUUUCUUUGAUUAUUUAAGUCAAAAAUUGCAUGAUAAAAUUAGGGACAUAAUGGUUAACAAAUUUAUUAAACUCGGUUUCCUAUAUGAUAUGUCUACCCAAAAUAUUGCUGUACCAUUACAAAUAGAAUCAACAAAUUCAGAAUUACAUCCUAUACCAAAUUAUACAAUAACCGAUGAGAUGUAUGCACUUAUGCAAACUGAAUCUAUUGAAGACGCAAUAAUAAAAGUUCCGUCAGAAAAUCGUACAACGCCAGUAUUCAUCGACCUUCUUAACCAAGAGAGCAAAGAUGAAAACUUAGAAGUUCUGUCAGAAAAUCUUACAACGCCAGUAUUCAUCGACUUUCUUAAACAAGGAUUGAAUCCUAAUGUCUCAUCAGAAGAAAUUUCAGAACCAAAGGAGAUUGAUAAACAAAAAAUAACGAUGUAUAAUUUUAUAUAAGUAAACAUAACUUAUAUAUUUAAAAUAAAAUUUAAUAAGAAAUUUCCUAUUUUUGUUUGA
Molecule: messenger RNA, 819 nt
Organism: Daktulosphaira vitifoliae (grape phylloxera)
Lineage: Eukaryota; Metazoa; Arthropoda; Insecta; Hemiptera; Phylloxeridae
Exons: 5
Coding region: 4-759 (251 amino acids)
Source: RefSeq, a predicted model, not a curated record